Messenger RNA from Perca flavescens (yellow perch), 1684 nucleotides. It is a transcript of the gene ralyla, whose product is annotated as RALY RNA binding protein like. The coding region runs from base 129 to 935 and encodes 268 amino acids. Gene Ontology annotation, molecular function: RNA binding. Gene Ontology annotation, cellular component: nucleus. Lineage: Eukaryota; Metazoa; Chordata; Actinopteri; Perciformes; Percidae. The transcript is spliced from 8 exons. The record is from RefSeq and is a predicted model, not a curated record.
UUUGGAAAUACAAUAGUCUGAAACUAUUAGCGACACAGAGGGAAAACCGGAAUUAUUAGUUCAACUUCUAUAUUUGGAACAGAGAGGAGUAUUUUGGGGAGAGAGUUCCCCCUGGAAUAGUUUGACAAAUGGUAUGGUCUAAAGCGGCUCGGCUGAGAGUCUGGAGUCUGGAGCUGGAGGAGGGACGCCGGCAGUCUGGCUGUUUAGCGAGGGGAAAGGAAGCAAAAGUCGGCUUCACCACAGCAGAGACAUCACCUGUGUGUUCCCGCUUUGUCAUGUCCAUGUACAAAGGCAGGCGUCGCAACCAGAGAUAUAUCAACAUGGCAGGAGAGCCAAAACCAUACAGGCCUAAGUUGGGCUCCAAGAGGCCUCUCUCGUCCCUCUACAGUGGCUACGAGUUUGACUAUGACUACUACAGAGAUGAUUUCUACAGCAGACUCUUUGAGUACCAUGGUCGUGUUGUGCCCGCGACCCGUGCUGUGAUCCCCAUCAAACGUUCGCGGCUAGUCGUCCCGUCCACACGCAGAGCCAAAUCCUCCCUUCCAGUCAGGGCCUGCUCCUCCUCCUCCUCUUCCUCCUCCUCUUCCUCCUCCCGAGCGCUCAAUGUCGGCUCCAUCACAGUCCCUAAACUGAAGACAGACCAGCUCCUCACAAUCAAGAAGGAGCUGUCACAGAUCAAGACCAAGAUUGACUCACUGCUGGGAAGACUGGAGAAGAUUGAGAGGCAACAUCGCUUUGACAGCGACAUGCAGAGGAAACAAGAGGAGGUGUGUGUGUGUCUCCAUGGUGACGCAGCAGACCACUCUUGUGGAGAGGAGGCGGAGGGGACAGCCGAGGUGGAGGCGGGGGAGAUGACGGACGGUGGCGAAGAGAAUUUUGAAGAUGAAGGCACCAGUGAAAUGAUAGAGAAUCACAUAUCAGACAUUGACAACUGAGUAAGGUUGGUGGGGGGCUACAGUAUAAGAAGAUGGGAGGACAGAUACCAGUAAAACCUUUUUGAUCAAGAAGAUGUAUUUGAAAUUAAACGAAAGCAACGAAAGGAGUGGCUGACAGCAGAGGAAGAGUUUUUUUGCUUGUUUGCCUCAUUAGAACAUGACACUUGUGUGUACUUUAUCGAAAUGCUGGUUAUCAAUAUUCUCCAGACUACUGCAAAAUCAACUGCAAAGAGCAAUCAAUAAUUUCCCUUCAAGCUGAUUGCCCUUCUGAAAAAACAGGACAUUGUGUGCUUAAUAUAUUAUGGUCUGUAUUGUGCAUAGAAAUACGGUUAUGUUCAUCAGUCAAAUGAACCAUAACACCCUCUUUUGCCGUUUGUUCCGUUUCUGUGCAUUGAAAACUGUGAAGAGCAUUGACGUUGGCAGAGAGCUAAAUCUGAAUGAAUGUAACACUUGAUAAUUAUGUGAGUUUGCUUAAUUCGUACAUUUUUGCUAGUAUGUAAUUUAUUCACAUUGUCUGCACACAGUGUUGUGUAUGCAUAUCAUGUUUGUCGUUUGAAUAUGUAUUUUGAGUUCUGUUUACAUUUUGUUUAUGGUAAACAAAAGAUUAGAAGAGGCAAUUUUUUAUUAUCCGCAUGUUAAAAAUGUGGCUAUUAUGGAUCAUUUUUAUUAAUUGCAUCUGUUACAGCUAUGGAUAGCUACAGCUAUGGAUGAUAAAUAAACCCGUUAAUCCCCAGAAAAGAAGAAAACAA